Messenger RNA from Corticium candelabrum, 2976 nucleotides. RefSeq lists its product as uncharacterized. The coding region runs from base 99 to 2828 and encodes 909 amino acids. Gene Ontology annotation, biological process: carbohydrate metabolic process. NCBI's taxonomy places the organism in Eukaryota, Metazoa, Porifera, Homoscleromorpha, Homosclerophorida, Plakinidae. The transcript has 25 exons. The record is from RefSeq and is a predicted model, not a curated record. Gene Ontology annotation, molecular function: carbohydrate binding; alpha-1,4-glucosidase activity.
CAAUUUAGCGUUGGUCCCUCACGGUAGGAACCGGUGUAGAUACAAUCUUGUCGUCGUUUCGCAGUUGCAGUGCACACCAACGAAAAGGUUAACUAACCAUGCAGCUGCUGCUUCUUGCAAUACUAUUUGUACUCGUGUCAACCUCUGAAGGAAAGACCUGCAACGGCAACGGUUACAGGACAGACUGCGGACACUACGGCAUACAGCAAUAUGAUUGUGAGCAAUUGGACUGUUGCUGGAGUCCAAAGGACCAUAUACCGUGGUGUUUUCAUCAGAAUCCUGACACCGUGUAUCGCGUAAAAACCUUGAUUAAAACUGGACUAGGAUACGAGUUGACACUGGAAAUGACUGAUACCCAAAUUCCCUCUGCACUCCCUCUCCUUGAUGUGAGCAUUACAUUUGAGACAGAAGACCGACUUCAUGUAAAGAUUUCUGACCCUGAAAACAAACGAUGGCAAGUCCCUAAAGAGGUAAGUCCAUACCCUGAUCCUCCAUCUGAAGCUCCCACCAACACUCAGUAUGAAGUAACUAUCGCAGACGAGGGAGAAGAAUUCUGGUUUGCCGUUGAGAGGACAGUCAAUGGCGAGAGCCUUUUCAACUCAAGCGCUAGCAGCGGAGUAGAAUUCUUGACAUAUCACGAUCAGUACUUGGAGAUUGGUACCGACCUACCAUCAAACCCUACCAUCUAUGGUCUGGGUGAGCAUGUUAGUUCACUUCGACUGCGAACAGGGCAGACCUACACCUUGUGGAACUUUGAUGCACCUAACCCAGUCGACGUCAAUCUAUAUAGCUCUCAUCCUUUCUAUCUUGAUCUUCGAGACGGUUUGGCUCACGGUGUUUAUCUUCGCAACAGCAAUGGUAUGGACGUGACACUGAACGAGCAAUCGCUCUCAUACAAAGUCAUCGGAGGAAUUCUGGAUUUUUAUUUCUUUCUGGGACCUGAACCUGAGACUGUCAUACAACAAUAUCACGAUGUCAUAGGCCGCCCUCACCUUCCACCAUAUUGGGCACUUGGUUUUCACCAAAGUCGAUAUGGUUACCCCAACAUCCAAGCAUUAAAGGAUGUUGUUGCUGAUUACCAUGAGCACAAGUUGCCACUGGAUACCAUAUGGAGUGAUAUCGACUAUAUGGAUGAGUACAAAGACUUCACGGUCGAUCCAACAAACUACCCUGAAGGCGAAUUGAAGGCAUUCGUUGAUCAGUUACACACCGACGGUCAACAAUAUGUUGUCGUCAUUGAUCCUGGCAUUAAAAACGAGGAAUCGUACAAACCGUAUGAUGAUGGAGUGAAGGCCGGAGUUUUUAUCAAGGACAAGGAUGACAAAUUCUUUGUCGGCAAAGUGUGGCCAGGUCACACUGUGUUUCCCGAUUUCUUCCAUCCAGAUGCCGAUCAGUACUGGCAUGAUCAGAUUGCCAGUUUCUUAGAUAUUGUCCCCGUCGAUGGCCUGUGGAUUAACAUGAACGAAAUAAGCAACUUUUGCGACGGUGAGUGCUCAGGUGGUGGCAAGAAAUUCAACACGACUGAUGACAAAAGGAUUGAAGAAUUUGUAUACAAAGAUGAGAAGGACGUGGGGUUUAACCCGAACAGUCCUCCGUUUGCUAUAAAUAACAAGGGCUCACGUGCACCUCUCAAUGUAAAAACACUAGAUAUGGAUGCUCUGCACUACGAUGGAGUUCUUGAGUAUAACGUGCACAAUCUCUACGGACUGAUGGAAAGCAUUUCAACCAAACUUGCCUUGGGAAAGCUCUCCAACAAAAGGCCAUUCGUACUCACUCGUUCAUCAUUCCCAGGUUCUGGGAAAUAUGCUGCCAAGUGGACUGGAAAUAACCACGCCACUUAUGACGAUCUCUACUACAGCAUUUCUGGAAUGUUAAGCCUCCAGAUGUUUGGUUUGCCUCUGUCUGGAUCAGACAUCUGUGGAUAUUUCGGAGACUCAAAUGCCGAGUUGUGCGCUCGAUGGAUGCAGCUUGGUGCAUUCUACCCAUUCUCUCGUAAUCAUAAUAACAAAGGAGCUACAAGUCAAGAACCUUAUGCAUUUGAUGAGCAAGUGACUGAUAUCAGCCGCCACGUUUUAAAUGCUCGAUAUAGUUUGCUGCCCUAUUACUAUACUCUAUUCCACUAUGCCAGUCGGCCCAUUUCUUCUACAAACUCGCCAGCGGCAACGGUCACUCGACCACUUUUCUUCGAAUUCCCUGAUGAUCCCAACACAUAUGACAUUGACAGGCAAUUUAUGGUUGGUAAUGGGCUACUCAUCAGCCCAGUGCUAACAGAAGGUGCUGUGACGGUGUCUGCUUACUUUCCAGAGGGCCGUUGGUAUGACUUCUUUACCAACAAAAGGGAAACUAAGUUUGGCGGUGAAAUGCGGACAUUGCAAGCACCACUGGAGAAGAUUCCGGUUCACGUUCGGGGAGGAGUCAUCAUCCCCAUGCAACAACCAUCUCUCACAACAUCAGAAGCUCGUAAAACUCCUUACCAGCUGUUGGUAGCACUCGAUCCUUGUGGUGUAGCACAAGGCUCACUCUACUUGGAUGAUGGCAUUUCUGUAGAUGUUUCCAGCUAUUCCCUUAUUACAUACGAUGCAAGUUCAAAUGAAGGUCAAACGAGUUUGACAUCCAAAGUGGAAGGCACUUAUGCUGAUGGGCCUGAUAUUCCACCACUCGACACAAUUGUUGUCCUUGGUGUGGCAACUGAGCCAAGCUCUGUUACAAUAAAUGAAAAAGAUGUGGACGCUUCUCAAAUUCAAUACGAUUCUGACAGCAGCUCAUUCACAUUGUCCAAGCUUCAACUGCCCAUGAAGGACAAGUUCACCAUCAUAUGGAGUGAAUAAAUGAUGGACAAGUUGUUGUCAUUACCUAUCAUAACUGUUUGCUUGUUGUGUAACACUGGCAUCAGUCUUUCACUGAGAUUGUGUAGCAAUUGCUGUAUUGUUCACUUAAGUGUGUGGUAAUGAGUGAUGAUGAUCUAUGUUGCAUUGA